CCGGAAUCAUCGUCGUCAUGGCCGAAGUGCGAUGAUACGAGACGUCGCAUUACUGGUGCUAUCUCCGCGCGUCCGUCCGCGGGCUGUUUGCAAUCCUUACCCAAGGGGUGUGCCUAUCCACUUCCGAAAACAUUCUAGCUUGAGGCAGUGCAAAAGAUGCCAAGCCCUACUCUCCCGGAAUCAUGCCAUGUCAACCAUGACGACCAGUUAGGGGAACCUGGAGACUGGCGAUCCAGACUGGCGCUAAAGGAGAAAUGGUCAAAAUUGAGGAAUAGAAUCCUGCGCUAUGCUGACUACCAUUAGUCUCCUCCUGCUGAUGAUUAUGAUUAUUGAUUAUCUGUCAUAUCUCAUCAAGUGGUGGCGGCCCAUGCCGUGUGCAGCGCCAUCACAUUGGGACCAAAAGCAUUGCUGCCCACAGCUCCUCAAUAGUAAUGCAGGAAGGGUGCUGAGGGGGCACACGCUUGCUGCCACAAAGCGCAGCGCCGGCAGUCUUCUCUCAUAGCAGUAAUGGGACCGAAAACUAGAAAAUAUAGUAG
Molecule: messenger RNA, 536 nt
Organism: Talaromyces proteolyticus
Lineage: Eukaryota; Fungi; Ascomycota; Eurotiomycetes; Eurotiales; Trichocomaceae
Exons: 1
Coding region: 287-502 (71 amino acids)
Source: RefSeq, a predicted model, not a curated record